AUGUCAGACAGCUCCAGUUACAGCGCUACAGACAUCAUCACCUUUAUAGGUGUGCCCCUGGCAGUACUAGGGGUGCUCCCCAUUCUUUACAACACAUUUGUCACGUUGGUGGCAUUGUCCAAGAUCAAGCGGAUACUGAGUUCGUCACGGCUCACGGCACUCACCAGGAGCGAUGUGGUAAACCGCGUCAUCGAGAUUGAACUGCCCAGAUACGCAGUAACUCCCUGGGACAGGUUCCAAGACCGCACAAAAUACUGGCGACUGUCGCGCACCCCCAGCGCCAUCCCCGGCGGCUCCUGGACGACCUUCAACUGGAGGACCAACGUCAUAGGGCUCAAGGUGCAGCGGCUCGAAUAUGCGGACCAACUCAGGCAGCCCCAGGUAGAGGUCGCGUUCGACGAGCUCGUGUGCUACCUGCUCGACCUGGGCGCCGUGCCGGACCCCCAUGGCUGGAAGCUGCUGCGGACGACGGGGCUGUGGACGCCGGUGGGGUGUGCGUUGAUGAAGAGCCCGGACGGCAGGGACAAAGCGCUUAGAAUCGCGCCGCUGGACGACUCGGAUGGCAUGCUGUCGCUGUCGGUCGCGUGGGACGAACGCUGGACUACGAGGAACCAUUCCAAUCUGCCGCCUUACUGGGUCGAGCUCCCGCCCUGGCCGCAACGGCAGAGAAAGAAGCAUGCAGACGACGCAGGGAGUGAUGGCAACUCCGAAGAGGCUGAAAAACCCUACUCCGACACGCCCCAAACCGGUUCAGAAAAAGACAUGACCUCCUCAGUGCGCGAAUACGCCCCUUUUCACGACCACCAGCCCAUCACCUGCCAAAUCACAGGCGAUGGCCUCGUAUCAGCACUAACGCACGACACCACCACCGAUGACGCGAACGAACCCCACAGCCUCCCGAUCGACCACCUCCGGACCUCCACCUCGCCAACCCACGGCAGCGCAGGGGACUGGUUCGCCAGCGCCGCGACGGCCUUCGGCACCACGUCCCAGACCGUGCUGUGGAGCUACCGCACCCCGCCCGCGAUCCGGCGCUUCGCCCGCCGCGACACGGUCCCCUGCGGCGUGCUGGUGCUGCUGGGCCUGGUGGACGACGCCGAGACCCCGGCCUGGGCGACGGCGUCCGUGUCGGCCGAGGAGCGCCAGCGCGCAGAGGACCUGGACGCCAUGAUGCGGCGCGGCCGCGAGCAGCGCGCCGCCCUGGCCGCCGAGGCCGCCAUGCCGUCGGCGCAGCGCGAGGCGGCGGCCAGGGAGCGCGUGAGGCGCGAGGCCGAGCAGAGGAUGAUGGAGCUGCGGGAGCGGCAGCGCGGGCAUGCCGAGAGGCGCGAGGCUCGGCUCGUCGAGGCGCUGGCGAGCCCGCGGUGGGCCGCCGAGAGGGUCGCGGCGUUGUGUUUGCGGUGGCUUGUGAGGGAGGAUGGGGAGGAUGAGUACAGGAUCGAGUGUGGGGACGAGGAGGAGGAAGGUGGAGAGGCCAAGGGCCGUUGCGUCAAGGAGGCUGUGGGCAGGCUGCUGUGGCGCAUGGUGAGGGACCGCGGGCUGGCGGGCAGGGUGUGCGGCCUGCUGGACUUGUGGAUGGCCUGGGCCGACAACGGCGGCAUGCGCAAGUCGGACUUUCGGGCGCUCGAGGAGGACAGGGUCACGUUUGCGCUGGCGGCGCUCGUCGUGGCGCUCAUUGCAGACACGGAGGCAGCGGCCGAGGGGACGGUGUCGAUGGAUCUGCAGGAGUGUAUCAGGAUGUGGGCCAAGGUUAGGCUGGGUUGA
Messenger RNA from Pyricularia pennisetigena, 1761 nucleotides. RefSeq lists its product as uncharacterized. The transcript has a single exon. The coding region runs from base 1 to 1761 and encodes 586 amino acids. Lineage: Eukaryota; Fungi; Ascomycota; Sordariomycetes; Magnaporthales; Pyriculariaceae. The record is from RefSeq and is a predicted model, not a curated record.